Cylicocyclus nassatus is the source of this 1503-nucleotide messenger RNA. The record is from the annotation of a GenBank genome assembly. NCBI's taxonomy places the organism in Eukaryota, Metazoa, Nematoda, Chromadorea, Rhabditida, Strongylidae.
AUGGUACCCUUUCAACUGAAUUUAUUGACUUAUGCAGCCUUGCUGCAGCAAGCACAGCAGCAAACUUCACGGAUUCUUCAGAAUUAUACCAUUGAUGCACGACCUGACGCUCCGUCAGCUCCACCGCAGUCCUCAAGAAGGGAAGAGCAGCAGCAAUCCAGAAGCGAAGAAGAGUCCCAGUCAUCGAGAAGACAAGAAGAAUCGCGGCCACCGAGAAGGCAACCUUAUCGACGUUGUGGAUUCAGCUUAGAAGCGCCAAAGUUCCCUGCACAAGUAGAUCGAAGUCAACAAGGAAAACACCCGAUCCUGCGCUAUGCAAUACCAGGAAGUCCGUUGUGCUACACAUUCCAUCAUCUUCGCACGAACUCCACCUAUGAAGUAUACCGAUGUACGGGAUGCAGAGGCAUGGGAACAAACACAAUGAUAGCUGUAGGGGUUACUGUGAAAAUGAAGAUGUACAUUAAUAUUAAUGUCAAGGCGAUCAACAACAUAUACUCCCACUUCUCCGAUGGCGAAAGAUUCCUGCAGUUCCAGACUCCAGACCUGCAUAUGUAUUACUCAACCACAACCAUCGAAAAGGCGCAGAGGUUUGGGCUGUACGCACUUGUAGCGGACGGCGUGCACGAUCUCCAGCCCGAUGCAACAGCCAAGUGUGGACAGCUCUACACUGUGCACGGAGUAUGCAACGACACCAUGGAUGCUCCCCUCCUGUAUGCCAUCACCACUACCAAGAAUGAGAGGACGUACGAGUUGAUAUUCGCUCAACUGAAAGAAGAACUGCAAAGAUCAGGCCGCUUGGAUAGAUUGCGCGUGGUAUUGGAUUUCGAAAGAGCUUCGAUAGGUGCAGCUCGGAAAGUAUUUCCCUUUGCUUCCGUCGAAGGAUGCGGCUUUCAUCUCGCCGUGGCAUGGAAUAGAAAAAAAGAUGCGCUAGGAAUAAGGAAGUAUUUGCGAAGAAGAUUCGUAAACCGUGACAAAAGCGUAUGGAUGUGGUGGAACGUCAUCAAGGGGAUCAUGUUCUUGCCGCCUGCACUUCACAGAAGAGUCCCAUCAUUGUAUCGGCCUGACUUACCAAGGAAUCAUGAAGCAUAUCAAAAAUGCGAGGAGUUCUUGCGCUACCUGAAGUCUACAUGGUAUGAGGGACCUUUUAAGGGAAUGUGGAAUAAGUGGGGCAUCAAGGAUACGCGAACGACAAACGCAGCUGAAGCGUUUCACAGGAAGUUAGGCACGCUGCUAGAAUGCAAGUACCCCCUUAUGUCAAGGCUGCUUGAAGAACUGAAGAGUUGCAAUACUAACGCUAAAGGAGACUUUCUCAAUAUGGAAAGACGACCCACGGAUGGAAGACGAUUAAGGCGGAGGGAUUUGAGAAGGCGUGAGAAGAUACUCAAGAUGAUGGCGGCGUACAGAAGCAGAUUCGAAAGAAGAAACACAAUCAGAACGAGCACAAACCAGAUCAUGAAGUACUGCAGAAAGAUGGCAACGUUUGUAACAAGCAAAACCAAUUGA